CCGCUUAUCAUAACCCAAAUGUAACCUACCCAGUCAUUCGAGCGUUGUUCAUUAAUAUAAAUUUUUUUGAAGUUUUAAGUGAAGUACUAAAAUGGCCCAUAGCAGACUCGAAAAAAUUGGCACUAUAUAUACUAGGAUAACAGGGCUUAUUAGAGCUGGUUCGAUGAGUUUAGAAGAUCGACCUUUAUGGUAUGAAGUUUAUCAAGCUUUUCCUCCGAAAUAUCCCCCAAGAUAUGAUAGACCUGCUCCUGUAGAGCCAGUCCGGAAUAUAUUUUAUCCUGAAGAUGUUAUCAGGGCGAAAUUUUACAAAAGUGUAAAAAAUGUACCAAGUGUUAAUCUUAGUGACCGUAGUCGACCAUCAUUAUGCCAAAAAUGUAUUGAAUUGUGUACAAAGUUACAAAAAGAAAAUAAUUUAGAAUUAAAUGAAGCCUUUGAUCAAGCCCUUAAUACAAUUCUUAGUGAAGCAGAAACUAAAAGUGCCUCUAAACAGGAAUCUGAAAGUACUGUCGGAAGCGACAUCAAAUUAGCUAAUCAGACUACUAUAAACUGAUAAAAAAAAGAAGUGUAAAUAGUAUAAAUUGUUAGUAUUGUAUAUAUUUUUAAAAAAUAAAUAAAAUUAUUUAUCUGUGCAAUUGAUAUUUAAC
Messenger RNA from Nezara viridula (southern green stink bug), 644 nucleotides. The record is from the annotation of a GenBank genome assembly. Lineage: Eukaryota; Metazoa; Arthropoda; Insecta; Hemiptera; Pentatomidae.